Oryza brachyantha (malo sina) is the source of this 1166-nucleotide messenger RNA. RefSeq names its product protein TIFY 10a. NCBI's taxonomy places the organism in Eukaryota, Viridiplantae, Streptophyta, Magnoliopsida, Poales, Poaceae. The record is from RefSeq and is a predicted model, not a curated record. Bases 242 to 925 code for a protein of 227 amino acids. Gene Ontology annotation, cellular component: nucleus. Gene Ontology annotation, biological process: response to wounding; regulation of defense response; regulation of jasmonic acid mediated signaling pathway. The transcript is spliced from 5 exons.
AAAGGCGCAACUGGCGACUACAAAAAUCGAUUUUUUAUUAUAAAGAUAAUCCAACUGUUAAGUCUCCUCCCUUAUAUAGAAGCGCGACAGGAGGACGAGGAGGAAGAAGAAGAAGAGAAGAGAGGAGCAAAUCGAAGCAGAUUCUGUGAUCCGAUCGAAAGUCUGUCCGGGAGGCGGGAUUCUCUGGUUCUGUGGAGUGAUUUGGGAGGAAGAAGAAGAAGAAGAAGAAGAAGAAGAAGAGAUGGCUUCCGCGAAAUCCCUGGAGAGGGCGAGCAGCUUCGCCAUGGCGUGCAGCCUCCUCAGCCGCUACGUCAGGCAGAACGGCGCGGCAGCCGGCGAGCUCGGCCUCGGCGUCAGAGAUGAAGCCGAUGCGCAGAAGGGGAAAGAGACCAUGGAGUUGUUCCCCCAGAACGCGGGGUUCGGCUCUGAAGCUGCCGUGAAGGAAGCCCCUGAUGCGAGAGAGCAAGAGAAGCAGCAGUUGACCAUCUUCUACGGUGGGAAGGUCCUUGUGUUCAAUGACUUCCCAGCUGAGAAGGCUAAGGACCUGAUGCAGAUGGCCAGCAAGAGUGCCUCCACAACUCAGAAUUCUGCCCUCCUUCCAUCUUCCACCACGGCGGCAACUGUUACCGACAGCACUAAGGUCUCAGCUGUACCAGCCCAAGCAAACCCACUGCCUGUUGCUCAGGCCAAUGCGCAAAAACCUGUUCGUCCAAACGCAGCAGAUCUGCCUCAGGCUAGGAAGGCAUCGCUUCACCGGUUCCUCGAGAAAAGAAAGGAUCGCCUUCAGGCAAAAGCUCCGUAUCAGGGUUCCCCUUCGGAUGCUUCCCUGGUCAAGAAGGAGGUUCAGGAGAGUCAGCCAUGGCUCGGGUUAGGGCCUCAAGUUGGCGCUCCCGACCUGAGCUUGCGGCAGGAAUCGAGCCAGUGAUUCUAUGUUCAAUUCUGAGAUACCCCUGAUUCAGUCAUAGAAGCUAUCACGACUCUUUAUAUGGAGUGUUUUGUGUUAGGACACGAUCCGAUGACAAUGCGAUGCUUUCCGCCUGAUAAUAUAGGUUAAAGUAGCUGAUGAUUAUGACCAGUAAUCUGAAUCAAAUUGCCAUGGUAGAAAGCUGAGGGCUUCUGUAAUCAGUAUUCAGUACCUUCCCCAAACAAACAGAACCUCAUCUGUA